GCACUGAAAACUCAACACAUCGAUAUGUUUGGUCGGCAUGACUGCCAAAUUAAUCCAUAAUAGAAGCAAUACCGUGGUCAUUUGUGUCCGUGCUGUUGAAAGAUACAUCUAGUUUGUGUGCUCUUUGCUAAUUGUUGAAACAGAAAGAAAGCCAGCAUCAGCCAGCAAAUCAGCAGCAGUGGAGAGCAGAACAUAAGUAUAGCAGAAAAGCACAAGCGAAACACACAGGAAAACAAGUAAAACAGCAGAAACAUGGCUCAGGAAGGACAGGAUAUGCCCACAUUCAAGUGCGUGCUGGUCGGCGAUGGCGGCACUGGAAAGACAACAUUCGUCAAACGUCACAUGACCGGCGAAUUCGAGAAGAAAUAUGUGGCCACACUGGGCGUGGAGGUGCAUCCAUUGAUCUUCCAUACCAAUCGCGGUGCGAUCCGUUUCAAUGUAUGGGACACAGCUGGCCAGGAGAAAUUUGGCGGACUACGCGAUGGCUAUUACAUUCAGGGCCAAUGCGCUGUCAUCAUGUUCGAUGUAACAUCGCGUGUCACCUACAAGAAUGUGCCCAACUGGCACAGAGAUCUGGUGCGCGUCUGCGAGAAUAUACCCAUUGUCCUCUGUGGCAACAAGGUUGACAUCAAGGAUCGCAAGGUCAAAGCCAAAAGCAUUGUGUUUCACCGAAAGAAAAAUUUGCAGUACUACGAUAUCUCUGCAAAGUCGAAUUACAACUUUGAGAAACCAUUCCUUUGGCUGGCCCGCAAGCUGGUCGGUGAUCCAAAUCUGGAGUUCGUAGCAAUGCCGGCGCUGCUGCCACCGGAGGUCAAAAUGGAUAAAGACUGGCAGCUCCAGAUCGAGCGUGACUUGCAGGAGGCGCAGGCGACCGCCUUGCCUGAUGAGGAUGAGGAUCUAUAAGCAUAUUAGUUUACAAAUGAAUUCAAAACAAAAUAUAAUUGAGAGAAAAAAAGAAAAAAACCAACUUACAAACUAAGAAAAGAAAAAAUAAUAAAAAAAAAAAGAGAAUAAACGGAAAUUUUGGAAAGAACAACAGCAACAACAGCAAGAUCAAGAACUAGAGCUUUGUGAAGAACAACAGCAGAACAACAUGAGGAGAAAAUGAAGCGCUGGGAUUAAAAUAUAAGGAGUUGUAUAUCUACACUACACACACAUACACAUAUAGCAGCAAGCACACACACACACACACAGAGAGUGUGUGUAUUAGAGGGUUGUUUCCAAACAUAUUAUCAUGUUGAUAAUGCAGGUCUAAUUUUUUUUUUUUUUUUUUUUUUAUAUAUAAUUUUAAUUUCGGAUUUCACUCAUUCGCUUUUGGUUUGACUUCGGCUAGACUUUUUCGUGACACACACAUACACACAAAACUUUUACGUUGGCCAGAAGCUAACAAAGGAAAAUGAGAGGAGUAUAAGAAAGCAUGAUAUCCCCGAAGGCAGAAAAUGGAAACAAACAAAACAACACAACAAUGAAACAUUAAUUAAGAAAAUUAAGCAAAAAUUGUCAAUGGCAUCAAAUUAUCAGCUUAGCUAAAUUGUGAAAUUUAGAAGUCAUAAAUAGGUUACACUGCAACAACAAUAAUAAUAAUAAUAAUAAUAACAACAACAACAACGGGAGCAUUGACAACACAACAACAACUACAAAUUAUUGCGAUUGAAAUGGAUGAAUAAACAGCUAAGAUUAAUAAAAAUGAAAACACAAAGAA
Molecule: messenger RNA, 1702 nt
Organism: Drosophila mojavensis
Lineage: Eukaryota; Metazoa; Arthropoda; Insecta; Diptera; Drosophilidae
Gene: Ran
Product: GTP-binding nuclear protein Ran
Exons: 3
Coding region: 253-903 (216 amino acids)
Biological process (GO): protein import into nucleus; ribosomal subunit export from nucleus
Cellular component (GO): nucleus; cytoplasm
Molecular function (GO): GTP binding; GTPase activity
Source: RefSeq, a predicted model, not a curated record